CCGACGCAGCGCCGUGGGCGACGCGCUCCGCCCUCGCCAUCAUCGCCGCCAGCAGCGGCAGCAUUGCUUGUUGCCCGAAGCGGCCAGUGGCUUCAGACAGCUCCCACCUUCCCACACGGCCCGCCCGCACUCGCUUGCUCUCCAGCAGACGGCGUGAACGCUCUCAACACCAGCCGCAGGCCCCCAAGCCGUUGGCCGCCAGCGUUGCUGCAAUCUCACCGCGACCACUGCAGCACGCCUCGCACGCUGUCGUUCGAAUCGCUGCGCCGCCGUGCAGUCGACCUGCACGCUGCCAGCCCACACGCCUCUCGACGUCCACCACCACUCCUAGCCGGCCUUGGUCCGGCGUCCGCUCGUUACCACCACCUGCCCACUCGUUCAGACCUUCUGCGAAGUCGUCCGCUCCCUCGCCAGCCCAUCCGUCGUCUGCUGCGCGGGCGACCUCCCCUCCAGCGCGCGUGCCAGCAGCAUAGCAGGUCUUUUGCCGCGGAACAUAUCACUCGGAUUCUGGAAACCCGCCAACGAUCCCGCCUGACUCGAAUGCAACCACGUCCUGAGCCUCCGCGCUGUAGGCGGUGGUAGCGUCGUGCUGGGAUAGCACAGGUGCUGGUCCACGGAGGCCUGAAUGGCGGAGGCCAUGGCUCCUCCGGCGAAGCGACGGAAGCUCUCCAGCUCCAGCUCAGAGACCAUGCACAGGAACAACAGCACUGCUCCAGAUGCAACAUUACCACCAUCAUAUUAUUCCUCCGAGUCCGUGCAGCAGCCAUGUACUUCCCCGGAUCUUCCUCGGGUUCAAGACCAUCCAGUGCCUACCGAAGAUGUCAUCCAUCAUGACAUGAAGAGGGCUGCAGUCGACGAGGGCGACCUCGCACCUGUAUAUCCUCGUCAGGACACCAAUGAAGUGCCCAAUGGCCUUCCAACGCCUGUCGUUUCUCUCAGCAUACAGAUCUUUACGGACGCCUUUACUACCUUGACCUAUACCCCGCCAGCGCUGCCGUCCCUUCCCACUCUGCCCACGCUACCCAGCGUACCGGGAGCUACGACAUUUACCAAUGUCCCGUCGAGCAGUUCGUUACCAAGCCCUUACCCAAGUCCGAACAGCAACUUAUCAACGUCCGCACCAGUAGGCCUGAAUUCUUCCACCAGCGCUAGCCCUAUCCUUACUACCUCAGCUGUAAUGGUAAUCGGCAACAAUGCCACGGCGACUUCUAAGACGACAAUUACCGUCACCAGAUCAUCAACCAGUACCUUGUUCUACGCAACACUCGAUGGCGGCGAGGUAUCAACCAUCACGCGGUCGAGAGCGCCAUUCACGACAACACUGGCAGGCGAGGUGUUCACUGUACCAGGGUACUCCGACUCCCAAUCACGAAUCCAGACCUCCCAAGACUCAACCACAGCUACGGCAACCGGAAAUGUUUCAGGUGCCGGAGGCGCACAAACUUACGGGACGCCUGCAACGACAGCCCCGACAUCCACAAGCACAAACGACAGUGGCGGAGGUGGCAGCAGCACGCCGCCUGCUGGCACGAUAGCAGGAGGCGUGGUCGGCGGCGCCGCUGGCCUGGCGGUGAUUGUCCUCAUCGCUAUGCUGUUCUUUCGAUGGUAUCGAAGGAAGGUUCAGACGGGUCAUCAAGCUUUAUCGCAUGGUCCCACCGGCGGACACGAUGAACAGAGUCGGAGCGGACCUGGCAUGGCUGAACGAGCUGGUAUCAUUCCGUUUGCUGCUGCCGUGCCAAGUCUAUUUCGCCAUCAAAACCAGGAUCCGGAUUCCGAGCAGCACGAGCGUGGCUUUACACGUAUCUCAGGCCGCAAGUUACCCUCGCAGUGGAGCGAAGGCAUGAUCAGCGCACAUCCGCCAAACAUGCCACCAGAUCCCAUGUCAUCAGGAGCGGAAGGCGGAAGACAUCUGACCGGAUCAUCAUUUUACAGACACAGUGGAGGUCUUUCCGACGGUAGUGGAGAGUUGUCACCUAGCAAUGCUUCACCUGAAAGCAUGGAACGAGGACAUUUACGCACCAGCGACCCAGGUACCAUGAUGAUGUCGCCGGGCCCUGAACGACAGCCACAAGUCCACUACGGCAGCGCACAAAACUUUUCACGGCCUGGCCAGGCGAGCACGUUAUCCGUCUCUCCGCCAGGUGCGUCAGCUAGUGUUCUCCGACGCAGCGAGACCCCAUCUUCGAUUAUCGAGCCCAAUCGUAGCAGUCGCUUCACCGAGGACAUGUGACUAGAGCGGUUCUACUCGAUCUAUGGCGAACCAGGAACGGGUGGAACCGCAAGAAACUCUGGGACGAGUAGUUGCUACAGUCCUAUAAGCUGAUGACGAGACCAUGAGCAAAAGGAAAACAGAGGCUGUCUGUAUAUUGGGGGACUCAAAAAAGCAUUCUUCCAGCGAGCGGAGCGCGUCGAGGCAGUUCACACUACUGCUUUACAUCUUUAGUCGCCGCAUCACGAAUCAUGGUCAGCGGUGGCAUUUUCGACGCUUUUUCUCAACGCGCAUACCAUGUGUUGGACACAUUUGGAGUACAUGAUGAUGUUAUGUAAAGAAAGGAAGAUGAAGAAGAGGAGGUAAACAUGGCUCCGGGGGACGCUCGAACGAAGAUGUAGAAAGAGAGAGCCCGCCAGCCUAGUUAAUGUUUAUGUAUAGUGGUGUUGAAGCCUUGUCUACGGACUUGUAGCUUCCGAAACAACAGUGCACAGAUCUGAGUCUCCAUUCAAAACUCACACUUUGUUCUCCGAAAGCUGUGGCCUGUUGCUAGUAUUCUCUUGAGCAUUCCGUGCUCGCGACAUGUGAGAUUUACAUGUCACAUUGAAGAGGAGCAGGCGCUGCCCACAAGUGCAUCGGAUGCUGGUCGACUCA
Molecule: messenger RNA, 2863 nt
Organism: Cercospora beticola
Lineage: Eukaryota; Fungi; Ascomycota; Dothideomycetes; Mycosphaerellales; Mycosphaerellaceae
Source: RefSeq, a predicted model, not a curated record